This is a messenger RNA of Gordionus sp. m RMFG-2023, 939 nucleotides long. RefSeq names its product transmembrane protein 106B-like. Lineage: Eukaryota; Metazoa; Nematomorpha; Gordioida; Chordodea; Parachordodidae. The transcript has 6 exons. The coding region runs from base 33 to 764 and encodes 243 amino acids. The record is from RefSeq and is a predicted model, not a curated record.
UAAUUUUUUAUAAUUACUAAUCGCCGACUAUUAUGAAAAUACAGAAAAUUUAUCUUAAUCUACUUAAAAAUUUUAAUAGAAAUAAUGGUUAUAACAAGACCUUAUUAAUUAAUGAAAGUGGAGAAGAGUAUGAAGAAUUGAUGAAUGGCAGUGUCCCAUGUCCCAGCUGUAAAGGGCUAGGGAAAAUUCCAAAAGAACAAGAAGCCAAACUAAUUGCACUAAUUCCUUACUCAGAUGACAGAUUGAAACCCAGAAGAACAUCUUUAUACGUCACCCUAUCGAUUCUCAUUUGCACUGUUAUGAGUGGGUUACUCAUUUGGUUCCUGUUCCCUCGUUCUACCACCCUCAGAAGCUCUAUUUACAAGAUCCAGCCUUAUUACAUUCACGUAAACAUCACGCAAAACGUAGUUUCCCUAGCUUUCAAAAAUACUUUUGACGUUUUGAAUUCGAAUUUUUUCCCCGUUUACAUCAAAAACGCAUCUAUGGUCGCCAUAUUCGAUUCCAAAAGAAUGAAAACCUCGUAUAAUCUUACAAGCUUCAGGGUUCCUUCUAGGCGAUCCAAACCCCUCGACAUCGCUAUGAAUCUAACCUUCGAUCAAGACAAAGGAGGCCUAGUGGCUACAUUUUGCUCAUUCAAUUCCUCGUGGUUUCACGCGCUUUUCGUUGAGUUUCAAACGACUGUUGUAUUUAAUUAUCUUGUUAGACACGAAGAACAAAUAUCACUACCCACUUAUCAAUAUAUCAAUUGUGGACCGAAGCCUUAAUUUAUACAAUAUUAAUGUUAUGUAUAUAUUUUUUAAUAUAUUAAUAAUUACUAAAUUAAUUAUAUACAUUAUAGAUGUAAGCAACUGAACAAUAGUUAUUAUUUUUUUAGCCUUUUUUGUGAAUCAGGCUGAAAAAUCUUAUAGAUUAUAAAUUAUAUAACCUUAUGUUUUUGAA